CAUCAACAACAGCCCUGCACGCGUGUCCCUGGAUUAACUGCAGACAUGGGCUCGGCGAGACAGCGCUUAGGAAACUCUCCCGACUUUUUAACUCCGGCGAGCCUCCCGCGACGAGCGCUGCUCUGCCUCUCGCUUGCGGUUUUGGCGAAGCUGUGCGCUGCGUUUAACUUGGACUCGGAGAACCCUACCGUCUAUAGUGGACCCAACGGGAGUUAUUUUGGCUACUCUGUGGAAUUUUACUUGACCAAUUCUUCCAGUGUCAGCGUUCUGAUUGGGGCUCCCAAAGCCAACACCAGCCAACCGAACAUCACCGAGGGCGGGGCUGUUUACUACUGCCCGUGGAGCCUGAGCCAAUCGGAUUGUAGCAGCAUUGGGUUUGACAAUGAAGGAGACCGCUACUACACCAUUAACGACACCAGCGAGCGAGUGGAGUUCAAAUCCCACCAGUGGUUUGGAGCGACAGUGCGUUCCCACGAGAACACCAUCCUGGCCUGCGCGCCGCGGUACUAUUGGAGGACCACAAACGAAGAGGCGGGCUCAGACGCCACGGGCACCUGCUACCUGUCAGUCAACAACUUCACCAAGUUUGUGGAGUACGCCCCCUGUCGCUCGGAGAGGAACGGCCCUUCUGGACAAGGAUACUGCCAGGGCGGGUUCAGUGCUGAUUUUACCAAGAAUGGCAGAGUUGUUGUGGGGGGACCUGGCAGCUUCUUUUGGCAAGGUCAGCUGGUCUCUGCCACCAAGGAGAACAUCGUGAAGGACUACUACACCGGCUACUUCAAGCUGUCCGUGAGGGGGCAGGUCCAGACAGCCCAGGCGCAGCCCUCCUAUGACGACAGUUACCUUGGUUACUCUCUGGCGGUGGGGGAGUUCAGCGGGGAUCUGGAUGAAGAUUUUGUGGCAGGGGUCCCGAAAGGAGCCUUGAUCUACGGCUACGUCUCCAUAUUGAACGGGACAGACCUGAAAUCCAUGAUGAACUUCACUGGCGAGCAGAUGGGCUCCUACUUUGGCUAUGCAGUGGCCGCCACUGACAUCAACAACGAUGGCAUGGACGACCUGCUGGUGGGAGCUCCUAUGUUUAUGGUACGGGGGUCAGACGGACGGCUGGAGGAAGUGGGGCGCGUCUACGUCUACCUGCAGACAGGACCCCUGGACUUCGGCCCCAACCCCCAGCUGCUGACGGGGACCCAGGCGUUCAGCCGGUUUGGAAGCUCCAUCGCGCCCCUGGGGGACCUCAACCAGGAUGGGUUUAAUGAUGUCGCAAUCGGCUGUCCUUUCGGAGGGGAAGACCAGCGGGGACUGGUCCUCAUCUACAACGGACAGGCCGGUGGCCUCAGGGACACUCCUUCUCAGGUCCUGGUAGGCCAGUGGGCUUCCAGCAGUCUGCCGGCCAGCUUUGGAUACGCCCUCCGUGGGAACAAAGACCUGGACAAGAACGGCUAUCCAGAUCUCAUUGUCGGAGCAUUUGGAAUGGACAAAGCAGUGCUGUACAGGGCUCGUCCGAUCGUCAAUGCCAGUGCUUCCCUGACCAUCUCUCCCACUAUGAUCAACCCAGAGGAGAAGUCCUGCGUGGUCAACAAAGAUGGAACAUCCACUCAUGUCUCUUGCGUCAACCUCAGUUUCUGCCUGUCUGCCAACGGGAAGCAUUUGCCUGAUGAAAUAGAGUUCCUGGCAGAGGUGCAGCUGGACCGGAUGAAGCAGAAGGGGGCGGUGAAGCGGGCUCUGUUCAUGAGCACCCAGCAGCCCGUCAUGCAGGAGACCGUGCGCGUGCGGAACGGCGCCCGCAGCUGCAGAGACGUCAAGAUCUACUUACGGGAGGAACACGAGUUCCGGGACAAGCUGUCUGCCAUCCACGUGGCCCUCAACUUCAGCCUGGACCCCCGCGCGGCUGCCGACCGGCACGGCCUGAGGCCCAUCCUCAACUACCAGACCACGGAGCUCAUUGAGCAGAAGGCCCAGAUUCUGCUGGACUGCGGAGAGGACAACAUCUGUGUACCAGACUUGAAACUGGCUGUGCAUGGGGGGAACCAAAAAGUGCUCCAGCAGUCGCCCACUGAGCAGCCGUUGGUUCUGACCCCCAGCCCGGAUCAGCACCGCGUUCAGAAGAGAGAGGCUUCUCGAGACCCCCUCUCCGAGCUCGGCACGUUGAGCUGCUCGCAGGUGGAGUGCUGGAGGCUGCGCUGCGAGGUGGGCCAGCUGGAGAGGGGCACCAGCGCCAUCCUGAAAGUCCGCUCCCGCGUCUGGGCAGAGACCUUCACGCAGAGAACAUACCCCUAUGUCCUGGAGUGCACUGCAACCUACAACGUUCUCAAAAUGCCCUACAAGAUCCUGCCCAGGGAGCCGCCUACUGGAUCUAAACAGGUCAGCACGCAGGUGAUUUGGAACAAGCCGGACAGCCAGUACGCUGUUCCCCUCUGGAUCAUCAUCCUGGCCAUUUUAGCUGGUCUCCUGCUCCUAGCUCUGCUCAUCUAUGUGUUAUAUAAACUUGGCUUCUUCAAACGAUCUCUUCCCUACGGCACUGCAAUGGAGAAAGCCCAACUGAAACCUCAGGCUGCAUCUGAGGCCUAGAAAAAAGAAGCGGGCGCCAAAACCGAAAGACCCCUGAAAACGAACAGCAACCCACAAGAUUGUCAUGGAAACCAAAGACGGAAAACAAAGUCUCUAGUUUAGACACAGGAGGAUGUCCACUGGAACUCCACCGUGUUGCACUAAAGAGAAAGAAAACAACACAAAUGAAUGUUUACUUUAAUUUAAUUAAACACGAGGCUUAGCAGGAUUAGGAGGAGUUAUUUUUAGGAAGAAAUAAAGGAAAAACAGGCUUACUUCCUGUCUUCCAUCCUGCACAAUGGAGGCAGUGGCCAGGUGUAACCCCAGCACUGUGCCUCGUACCCACAUCUUGUCUCUAAUCCUUCAGCCUCGUCUCUGGGGGACGCUGUCCGCAGUCUCUGCUCACGACCGGCUAGCCCCUGUUGUCUGGGUGUGAGGGACUGGGGGGUCCGGUUUGAUUUCUCUUGGUGCUAGAAUCAAUCACACAGAGAGCCUCUUGGCAACACGUUUCAGCCGCGGGAACAAUGUGGGGUUAUUUUUCAAAAAGCUAACUUUCGAUGCAAAAUUACACAUGUAAAACUGCCCUGAAAACAAUACCUGGGGUUGGUUUUUAAUACAAGAGAAAAACUAAAUGAAAUCCAGGUCUGGGAUUUCUAGAGUUGUUUCUGCCAAAGACCACCAUCCUUUUCUGUUUCCUGACCGGCUUCAGUAUUUCCUGCUAUUUCCCCUGUUCCACGUUGGGAUGGAGCUCUCCAGAUGCUGUACCUAGUCCAAAACCUGGAUCAAUCCAAUAAGUGCCUUUAGCUUUUUAAUGUGUUUUUCUCAAUAUUUUAUUGGAGAAGCCCUCUUAAGUUUUUAAAGAAAGAGGGCUUACAGACACUGGGGUUGUAUUUUUCGAGAACUGCAAUCAAGACGCGAGUAUAUGAACACGAACUAACAGGAGAUUGAACCUGGAACAUCUUAUCACAAAACCAGGAAAAAUAAACAUCUGUAUACUGGUGUCACGUAGAGCCUAGACCCAAAUCCUGCACAGACUACGUUUCGAGUGAUGAAGGGCGGAGGCUGUUUUUUUGUGUGCUCUUUUUAUGUUUUUCAGUCGUGAGAUUAUAUGUGCACCACUUAUUGAAGAGUUGAAACCAUGGGGAUCGAUUUUGCACUCGAGCCACUGGGAUCUGCCGGUGCUGAACAGGAGGUGUUGGAAGUUGCUCUACAGGUGUUCAGCACUCUGCGGUUUCCUCCUUUUGUUUGUUUUUUUAACCUUAGCCAUCCAUCCACCACCUCCAUCUGGCUCCGUUUGUCAGCAGAAUCCGUGAAACCAAACCAUCUGGGCCGUGCUGGAGCGACGACGGAAGAUCCUCACGCCCUCCUCCGACAGGGAGCCUUGAAGCUGCAGGAAUGGGAGACAUUAUGAGGCGUGCUGAUUGGGGUUCUUUUCCCCCCAUUGCAGAGUUUAGGGGAUCAGGCAGGGCACCCAGCUGCCGUACACGGUGGGCAAGAAGGCAUAGAUCUUGAAAGGCAAGGAAAUCUUGCCUUUCAUUAAACCAAAAAACUCCACUGGGGCCAUCUGAUGCCCCUCUCCACUGCAGCUGGGAUACCAAGCUCCAGUCACGCUUUCAGGCAAGCAUUUCUUUGCAGGGACUCAGAAAGGUCAAGUUUGUUUUCAGACUGUUUGGAACUACAAAGACUCUUUGGUGUAGUGCACUGGCCAAGUCUCUUUUGCAAUUGGUCUUGGUGCUUAUUGUGUUCAUGUGCGUUUCCCUAUGACAGUGCAUAACAACCACGCAAUCGUUUUGCAUGUUCCAUGCUCUCAAAGUGAUUUUACCCCCAAAUUUCCCUGUUUUUAUUGAUCUUUAAUCCACCCUGUACUUAAUUCAGGUUAGGUCUGAUUAAUAUUUAUCUCAAAUAACAUUGCCCACUUUGGAAGGUUUGCAAGAUCUGUGCUGUUGUAGCAUAAACAUUUGUGUUCAUUAGAAAAAUAAUGGUAAAAUAAUAGCAAUCAUCUGAAUAUCCCAGGACUCACUGAGAAAUCUUGUUUUUUUUUUCCAUUCUGUUUGUGCCAAAUCUUUUACAUACAAAUGCUGAAAUGAUAUUUUACCCCCCUUUUCUGAAACUUUUCAAAUCAGUGAUUUGAUCCUGUUUGCCUUGGUUAUUUCACUGUGGAAAAUUGCAAUCUUUACUGUAGUAAGACUCGGUGUGAACACUGCGAGAACGGAGAUGUUUGGCUCCUGGAAGGUUGAAGGCGCCACUCGGGAAAGGUUUAAGGUUGAUUAGAGGGGGUGGGGUAUGUCUGGGUGUGGGCGGGGCUGGGGGUGGAGCCAGGCGUGGUUAUGGGUGGUGGGUGUGGCUUGCUCCUUGAAUCCACACUGACUGCCACGGAAACCAAGACAAUCUGAAUAGGCCACUCAGAGGUGCAGCUUCAUCCAGGAACUGAAGACGCAUGGUUUGGGCCUCAUUUAUAAAUAUUAAUUAAAAACUGGAGGGUUUACCAAUCACUGCCAUGUCUCUUUGACAAGUGUUUUCAGUGUGUUGCCAAGGGCAGAUGGGGGGCGAUGUUAGGCGAAGUGCAUUUUCUCCAACUCUUCUGUUAUGCCUUUGUGGCCUUCAAAUAUUCCUCGCAAGCCCCUUGGCCUAUACCACCACUGAAGUAGCCGGUGCUGAGCUCUGGCCUUUAUUGUUCAAAAGUGGAGUAGCAGGGUAAUGAAAACGGCAAUACCUGCACUCCGAAGCUGCUAAACCUUUCAAGGCACGCGUGUGUCAUUUUCCAUCCGUUAACAGGCUGGCAGCCUCAUCACAGCGGAAGUUUCGGCUCUUUUCGCAGAUUGUCUGAGAGCGCAGGCGCCCGUAGCCUCCAGCACGUGUUGCGCUGCCGCUUCUCAAAGCGCACCUGUCCCACAGCAGGAGCCGGCCCUUAGCUCUCCCACUGUCCUGCUCGCUCUGAGGCAGAGGUGUCCAGGCCUCCUGGGAGCCUGGGUCUCCUGAGGGAAAGUGACAGGGUCCUCAGAAGCUCUCGCACAGCCCUCAGCUCCUCAAGGAAUUUGGAUAAGUCACAGUGAGACAGAGGGGCUAAACGUCCAGUUAUUGGGAAACCCCCCACGUCAGUGGUGUAAGUGCAAUAUGUUUAUAGCUUCUGUUUCUCCCACGCUUGAUAUUUUAGAGUGAGGGGGCUGACCCAGAUGUGCCAGUCUUUUUUUUCCUCCUUGCUCCGAGUGUUUCUACAAGACCUUGAGUGAUUCACCUCAAUCCACAUACAUUUUUUGGAAAUGAACUGAAAAAAAAGGUUUUUGCCUACAUUUUAUUUAACUGCAAUGCCUUGAGCUUGAUUAAAGAUGGAAUAAGAACUCUCAGGGUGUCUGUCCUGCCAAUCCAGAGGCCUCUCAGGGGCUUUGACCUGUGACCUGAGGCCUUGUAAGAAUAUGGGCCGUCUCAGUCACUGGAUCAACAUGGAGGCCUAGCACAGUUACUAAGGCUGUGAUUGUAGCCCUUAGUCUGCCUUGGGCACCAGAGUUUAUAGUUUGUAGUGCAUGGUUGCAAACACACGUCUGUUUUAACAGUUUUGUAUAUCUGCAUGUGUUAUCUACACACGAACUGACAUCCUGUACCUUAAAUUAGUAAGUUCCUGAAAAUCGCUGACUAGAGUCGAUUGUUCAGUAAUUUUAAAGAGAUGUUGCUGAGAAAACAGUUUAGUGUAACCGUAUAUCCAGCAUAAUGGGCAAAAGGAUAAUCUUGCGACAGAUGCAGGGUAUUUGAGUUUUCAGCUGCCUUUGUUCAUUAGACAACAAACCA
Messenger RNA from Lepisosteus oculatus (spotted gar), 6330 nucleotides. The record is from RefSeq and is a predicted model, not a curated record. Lineage: Eukaryota; Metazoa; Chordata; Actinopteri; Semionotiformes; Lepisosteidae.